GUGCUAUAUUGGUGAGAUGCCGACUCACUGCUGCGUCCCCCAAUGCAGCCAAAGAGGACCAAAAGAUGAAGAAAAAAAUAAGGUUUCCUACUUCGGCUUUCCAAAGGACAAGGGGCUGUUCAAGAAGUGGAUUGUUGCUAUAAGGAGAGAUGAAGGGAAGCAUUUCAAGGUUUCCAAGUCGACAAAAGUGUGCUCCAAACACUUCAAGGACAAAGACUUCCUGCCUGGCUACGUGAAUGGCAGGAAGUUCCUAAAAGAAGGGAUUGUGCCCAGCACAUUCCGAUUCUCAGCUCCGAAAGUGCCGAGAAGAAAAGUUCAGAGGCGCAACACUCAACCAGUAAGCAACCCCAUCAACAUGAUUGCUGCUGCUGCAGACGAUGAAUGCGACAGCACAGCAGCUUUUGAGAACCAGCCUCCACCACAUCCAGGGGUAUGCGUGCUGGCUGCAGGACUUCAAGGGCAAGUCGCCGUACAAGCUGCGCGAGUGAGUCAGCUGACGUCUGAUCUCCAAGAAGCUCGAGAAGAGCUCGCUGAAGCCAGAAAUGAGGUCCAAAAAUUAACAAGGCACAUUGAACUUCUAGAAGAAUCGAAGAAGAAAAUGGAAGAGAAACUGAGCCGAAAAUUCUCAAUAGAAUGUUUCAAGGACAGCCCCGAUGAUGUGCUGUUUUACACGGGACUGCCAAACUAUGGUGCCUACCUUUCCUUGCUAAAGUAUGUGAAUCCUGGAAGCAACGGUGAAAACAUCAAGGUGUGGUCAACCUCCUACUCCCGAGGUAGCAGCAAACAGGGGCGACCACGAAGCUUGCCCCCUCACGACGAGCUCUUCUUAAUGUUAGUCCGCCUUCGGCUUGGCCUUCUUGAGAAGGACUUGGCGUACCGAUUUGGGAUUUCAGUCUCCACGGUGUCAAGACUCUGCAUAACGUGGAUCAGUUACCUCUACCUGUACCUAUCACAACUUCCCCUGUGGGCAACACGGCAGGAGGUCGACGAGGACAUGCCACCUGCUUUUAAAGAAAAGUAUCCAACAACACGGGUUAUCCUCGAUGCAACCGAGAUCAAGUGCCAAGUGCCGAGCUCCCUUGUGCUUCAAUCCGCGAGCUUUUCGACAUACAAGUCGACGAACACCUUUAAGGGACUCGUAGGGAUAUCUCCAGAUGGAGCUGUGACAUUUGUGUCGCAACUCUUUUUGGGGUCAAUGUCGGACAAGGAAUGCGUACGGCAGAGCGGAUUUCUGGAGCGUUCCUUUGAUGAGAAUGACUCGGUCAUGGCCGAUAAAGGAUUUUUGAUUUCCGAGCUCCUGGCGAAGAUCAAUGUACAGCUCAAUAUCCCUCCAUUUCUUGGCCAGGGUACAUUCACGGAGACUCAAGUCAAAGAAACUGAGAGCAUUGCAUCACUUCGCAUACACGUGGAAAGGAGAAUACAGCGAAUCAAAAGCUUUCACAUUUUUGAUCGUGCCAUCCCCCUGUCACUCGGGCCAGUAGUGAAUGAAAUAUGGACCAUUUGCACGAUACUGACAAACUUUCAGAGCCCCCUGUUACGCCAGCAUGAGGAUGGUAGCACUGCUCUGGAUUAGCUGUAUUCGUUUUGCUUAAUUUCUGCCUAAGCGUUUGAGGACGUCAAUGGUCCUCCUUACACCAUAAAGCUUUCCUUCAACUUUGUCUCUACGUGUUUUACAUAUCUUGCCAAAAGUCAAACUUGGGGGUUUUACGUGCCAAACCAACGACGGGCAUCUGGCAUGCCCCAGCGGAACUGUGGAACACAGCACGAUAGAUGAACAUAAGAAUGGAGCUUUUCACAUUUUAGUUGUUUAGCCUGGCGUCGACCAUAUGUUACAGCCUAGGCUUGUGCCUUGCAUAUGUACAUUUCACUACACUUUGGGGCAACCCUGUACUCUGGGGGCAGUCUUAGCCAUACUGUACAUUUCACUACACUUGUGCUCUGGGGCAACCCUGUACUCUGGGGGCAGUCCUAGCCAUACUGUACAUUUCACUACACACUUGUGCUCUGGGGCAACCCUGUACUCGGGGGGGCAGUCCGAGCCAUACUUUGGUUAGCCUCAGCGGCACAUCUGCUCACGAGUUCAACCAUUCGUGACGUACCACGGAGCACACCUACAGUGUUAUGGCUCGCAAAAACAAAACAGAUGACCGGAUGUGGCGCUGCUGUCAACUACAUGAGGAGAAAGUGGAUGUAGGUGCUGCUGUGUGACCCCUCUUAAGGCCCGCCCACACACUUGCAUUUGACUAGAACCAACCGAGGAAAGGCUGGUUUUCAAUACUGUUGUGAUGGCUUGCGACCAGCUCAACAGCAGCGCAUCCAGUUGUAAGCCGUUGCAAGAGGCUUAAAGACCGGUUUUUGUCUCAGUCGGUCGUACUCAGUUGCAAGUGUGUGAAUGGGCCCUUACCCUAAAAGACAGAAGCAAAAUACUGUGAGCAACAAGGCCCCAGUCUUGUCACUUCUUCUCGAGGUGUCUGCACCAGCACCAUACAACAAAUCUAUUUAAAAAAACACGACAAAGUGUUGCAUUUGCCACUACAACCUCACUAAAAUGCUGACAAUUUUAUUCAAGUUUCAUCCUCGAAAAAUGGCACUGGUCUAUCAAAGCUGCUGCUACUCUCCUUUCGAAAAAUAGAACUUGGCGAUUGGUAUUGAUGCUUCCCUGCAACACGCAUUCCCUCAUUUCAUAAUUGCUUCUUUUUCUUUUCACUAGUUCUCAAGGAAUUGGCUAUUGGCUAUUUUAUUUCAGAAUGCAUUAUGCUGGAACCGAAAUGUCCGCGACAUUUUAAAUGGAGGUAUUUGCACACCAGAAGAACCUUGGUGCAGUAGCUGAAGUUAUGCACCUGCACUGCAAGAUGUCAAAGAGUGAGCGUUCUACAAGGCAUACAAAAGGCAGGUAGAAACGUGCUUGAGAUGUCACUGUGCGCUUUGCCACUCUUCGUAGUUACCGACGCUGACAGCGCGCUUGAGAGAAAAAUGCAAAGAAAUUGCGAGGAACAAAAUAGUGCUGUAGUAGUACCAAAGUGAGAAGAUUGGGAAGGGAGAUGGGGGUUCGAGCACAUGCUCGCGGACAAAAUAAACAGUAAAAGCAUUUUCACGCAAAAUGUGUGGGUGACACCACCCAAAGACAGAUCCGUGCACAUAAAAGAACUCUACACUAGCAUGGAAACACAGUAUAUAGAAACAUUUGGAAGCUUUUCACGAGACAGUGCAAUGUCCGUAACGAUCCCAAUGAAUUCAGGAAGGUAACUCAUUCUACGCACAAAAGGCAAAUGGUUGAACUGAAUUAAUUAAUGUGUCUGUUCAGCAAGAGGUAUAAAGGAAACUUUUACUGCAUGGCACAUAGGGAUAAUCUAUUCAGAAGUUCACUUGGUUACUGACAGCUGUACUAGAAAUAAUAAAUUAAGCAUGAGCAUAAGAUAAUUACUGCUGUCAUUAAACUAUUUAAGCAU
Ixodes scapularis (black-legged tick) is the source of this 3449-nucleotide messenger RNA. RefSeq lists its product as uncharacterized. The coding region runs from base 17 to 1573 and encodes 518 amino acids. Lineage: Eukaryota; Metazoa; Arthropoda; Arachnida; Ixodida; Ixodidae. The record is from RefSeq and is a predicted model, not a curated record. The transcript has 2 exons.